AUGGAGACUCAAUCAUGGGAAGUGCUCGUGCACAAGAAACAACUUGAAGCUGCAGCAAAGAUCCCAAUUGAAUGGCGACUUCCCGAAAAACUGACCAAGAUCUCCGAGAUGUCUGGCAUAAAUGUGCUAGAUGUUCCACGCCAGUCAGGAAUUUUGACACCAAGACAACUCGAAAUAACUGAAGAGUGGGAUGCAACCGAUCUACUCAGGAAGAUGCAUUGCCAAGAGUUGUCUGCGUAUGAGGUCACUGAAGCAUUUUGCAUUCGCGCUGCGAUUGUCCAGCAAGUGACUCGAUGCCUUACUGAGACUUUCUUUGAGCGUGCUCUGCAGCGUGCAAAGGAUUUGGAUGAGAUAUUAUGCAAAACAGGGACACUUGUCGGGCCUUUGCAUGGCUUGCCUAUCAGUUUCAAGGAUUGCUUCAACAUUGAUGGGAUUCCGUCUACGAUUGGGUUUACCUCGUUUAUCAAAAAUGGUCCUCUCAGCUCAACUUCUCCUGCCGUUCGGAUUUUGCUCAACUUGGGUGCCAUUCCGUAUGUGAAGACAAAUGUUCCCCAGACAAUGAUGGCCGCCGAUUCACACAACUACAUAUUUGGCCGCACCAUCAACCCUCAUCGAUCGAAUCUUACUGCUGGUGGGUCGACUGGGGGAGAAGGGGCAUUGAUUGCUAUGAGAGGAUCGGUGCUGGGUGUUGGCACAGAUAUUGCCAGCUCUAUUAGAAUUCCAGCUGUUUGCAACGGGAUCUACUCAUUGCGAUCAUCUGCAGACCGUAUUCCAUACGGGGGACAGACCAGCUCUGUCCGUGGGGGCCUGGCCGGGAUCAAGCCUUGCGCAGGACCGAUGGCGACAUCAGUCAGAGAUCUAGAGCUAUUCAUGAAGCUCGUGACAAAUGCAGACCCAUGGCAAUUUGAUUCCUCUGCUUUGUUUUCUCCAUGGCGCACCGUUACACCCAAGUCCGCCCUCCGACUUGGGCUCAUACUGGAGGAUUCCCAUUUUCCUCUGCAUCCACCGGUUUUGCGAACUCUUACAAGAGCAACCAAAACGCUUGAAGCAGCUGGGAAUCAGAUCAUUCCUCUACAUACCCUGCUUAUGCGCAAUGCCUGCACACUGGCGUUUCGUAUGUUCUCGAUGGAUCCAGCUCUGACCCCAUUCAAGCACAUUGCUGCUAGUGGAGAGCCAACCAUCCCCGCGCUGGCAUCAACAUCCCUGCAUCAUGGCUACAUGCCAUACGGGUGUGCUCCAUUGACACUUGAAGGGCUGUACGAUCUCAACGAGGAACCCAAUCACCUCAAGGAAGAGUUCCGAGACCGCAUUAUGCAGGCAAAAGUGGACGCUAUCAUCAUGCCCGGCUAUCAAGGUACUGCUCAACCUCACGACCUGUCUGGCUUUGUACCCUACACCGUCCUUUGUAAUGUGAUGGACUAUCCAAGCUGCAUCAUUCCGUAUGGCAAGGCCAACAAAAGCGCCGACGAGGCAUUCAUUCGGAGGGUGAACUACAAACCUCCCUAUGUCGCCGAUGACAUCGAGGGAGCCCCGUGCUGCAUCCAGCUCGUUGGUAGAAACAUGCAUGACGAGGAAUUAGUGAAAGUGGCGGAGCUUGUGUCAGAGACACUCAUGCUUUGA
Messenger RNA from Penicillium vulpinum, 1620 nucleotides. RefSeq lists its product as uncharacterized. The transcript has 6 exons. Lineage: Eukaryota; Fungi; Ascomycota; Eurotiomycetes; Eurotiales; Aspergillaceae. Bases 1 to 1620 code for a protein of 539 amino acids. The record is from RefSeq and is a predicted model, not a curated record.